Messenger RNA from Fusarium verticillioides 7600, 1099 nucleotides. RefSeq lists its product as hypothetical. The record is from RefSeq and is a predicted model, not a curated record. NCBI's taxonomy places the organism in Eukaryota, Fungi, Ascomycota, Sordariomycetes, Hypocreales, Nectriaceae. The coding region runs from base 60 to 1055 and encodes 331 amino acids. The transcript has a single exon.
CAAGUAAGUUCUUCCCAUGCUCAACGCAUAAGUUUAACCGCCUUCAUCAGUCGGCAGUCAUGUCUUUAGAGAUGCGCCAAGGCUUGCAGCGCUCAUUACCUCCCGAACUACUCUAUAAUGUCAUAGAGGCUGUCUUGCCUUCAAAUCCACUGGCAUUAAUCCCAGCGUCACAUACUUCAACCAAGACUUUACUUUCUCUGACAUUGGUUUCGCGCGAUACAUACAAGUUGGCUAUUCGGCUGCUUCGAGAGCGAUGCCUCUAUAUUGACACUAGUCGACGCCUUGCGCAGCUGUUGCUCUGUCUUCCUCACUCUGUACCAACCCUCCCGCCUAUACUACCACUGCGGAAUAUCACAUCGCUCUAUCUAGCCCCAUUCAAGGACAAAUUGGACGACCAACCCACAGCAGCUUGGGUGCGGGAACUAUUCUGCGAAGUAUGCGGUACACUGCGAAGGCUGAUUGUCCACAUGCCAUUCCAGAGUUUGGACCCACUGGAUGAUCACUUGAAUGUCAGGAGGACUCUUCGCGAGGGUUUCGAACGGCUUGAUAAACUAGAAGAAUUUGUCUGUCUUGGCGAUUACCCGGCACUGAGCCUCCAAGAUGCUCCGACCGACGUCUGGGGUCUGUGGCCGGAUCUCAAACGCCUUACAAUAUUUGGGGCACCACUGGAUAAUCAUUGGCUGUGGUGGUACAUCGCGACGCAGCAGAAGAUUGAGCAUGUCAUCCUCGCUCGACCAGUGAAUGUCGAGGCAGCCAACAUCAAGGAGGAGUAUUUUCACAAAUUACCACGAGAUGACAUACGUUUAGACCGGGAUAUCAAAAUCACCCUUUUAGACGCGGCCUUUGUGUGGAGGGGCGUCAAAACAUCGCGUUGGAAGGAAUUCGAUCCGAAGGAACGGAUGACAGUUGGGCUGUAUGAUGUGCCAACAUCGUUCUAUGGCGAUGAGACGCCCAGGGAGCUUGUGACUACAUGGGUGAGACGGGGUGCCUUGGACGGGAGUUUGUGGGACUGGGAGGGUAAAAUUGUUAACGAGACUGCAACCGAUGCUGCAUGAUGUAUUUGUUCUUCAAUACCCCAUGUUUCCAUUAUCAAUCACAU